AUAUUAUUUAAAUUAUAUCUAUAUCAAAUGAAAUAAAAAUGAGCGAGGCCCCCAGAUUCUUUGUUGGGCCUGAAGAUACAGAAAUAAACCCUGGAAAUUAUCGACAUUUCUUCCAUCAUGCAGAUGAAGAUGAUGAUGAGGAUGAUGAGUCUCCACCGGAGAGGCAGAUUGUGGUUGGAAUAUGUUCCAUGGCAAAGAAAUCCAAAUCCAAACCAAUGAAGGAAAUUCUUGAACGAAUCUCCUUAUUUAAAUAUAUCACAGUAGUGGUAUUUGAAGAGGAAGUUAUUUUGAAUGAACCAAUUGGCAGUAGAAGUAGUGUUUAUUCUCCAGAAAGCAAUGUACGAAAAACAGGCUCAUAUAUAUAUGAAGAGUUUAUGCCCACGGAUGGUACUGAUGUUAAGCAAACAGUUUGUGGCUUUGAUUUGUUACGGGCCAAUGGACAGUCCUAUGUCUGUGACGUCAAUGGCUUCAGUUUUGUGAAAAAUUCCAUGAAGUAUUAUGAUGAUUGUGCAAAAAUACUUGGAAAUAUUGUAAUGCGAGAGCUUGCUCCACAAUUUCAUAUCCCCUGGUCAAUACCCUUAGAAGCUGAAGAUAUCCCAAUUGUACCAACUACAUCUGGAACCAUGAUGGAGCUUAGAUGUGUCAUAGCAGUUAUACGUCAUGGGGAUCGAACACCAAAACAAAAAAUGAAAAUGGAAGUGAGACAUCAAAAGUUUUUUGAUCUUUUUGAAAAGUGUGAUGGAUAUAAAUCAGGAAAAUUAAAACUCAAAAAGCCAAAACAAUUACAGGAAGUGCUGGAUAUUGCACGACAGCUUCUUAUGGAGCUGGGGCAAAAUAAUGAUUCUGAAAUUGAAGAAAACAAGCCAAAACUUGAACAACUUAAGACCGAUUUAUUUUCAGGAGAUUAUGCAGGAUUUCCUGGUUGUGGUUUACUUAGAUUACAUAGCACCUACCGACAUGAUCUUAAAAUAUAUGCCUCUGAUGAAGGACGAGUCCAGAUGACUGCAGCUGCUUUUGCAAAGGGGCUAUUAGCUCUAGAAGGAGAACUUACACCCAUUCUUGUUCAAAUGGUGAAAAGUGCAAAUAUGAACGGUCUUUUGGAUAGCGAUAGUGACUCUUUGAGCAGUUGUCAGCAACGUGUGAAGGCAAGGCUCCAUGAAAUACUUCAGAAAGACAGAGAUUUUACUGCUGAAGAUUAUGAAAAGCUUACUCCAUCUGGAAGCAUUUCUCUUGUCAAAUCAAUGCAUUUAAUUAAAAAUCCUGUGAAGACCUGUGAUAAAGUUUAUUCUUUGAUUCAGAGUUUGACUUCUCAAAUCAGACAUCGAAUGGAAGAUCCCAAAUCAUCAGAUAUUCAGCUUUAUCAUAGUGAAACAUUGGAGCUUAUGCUACGUAGAUGGUCCAAGUUGGAGAAAGACUUUAAAACAAAGAAUGGAAGAUAUGAUAUUAGUAAAAUCCCUGACAUAUAUGACUGUAUAAAAUAUGAUGUCCAGCAUAAUGGUUCCUUGAAAUUAGAAAACACAAUGGAAUUAUAUAGGCUUUCAAAGGCAUUAGCAGAUAUUGUUAUCCCUCAGGAAUAUGGUAUAACUAAAGCUGAAAAACUGGAGAUUGCCAAAGGCUACUGUACUCCUCUAGUUAGAAAAAUUCGCUCAGACCUACAGAGGACACAAGAUGAUGACACUGUAAAUAAACUCCAUCCUGUGUAUUCCAGGGGUGUUCUGUCUCCUGAACGUCAUGUCCGUACUAGAUUAUAUUUUACCAGUGAAAGUCAUGUACAUUCUUUACUAUCUAUUCUUCGUUAUGGUGCCUUAUGCAAUGAAUCAAAGGAUGAACAGUGGAAACGAGCCAUGGAUUAUUUAAACGUGGUCAAUGAACUCAACUACAUGACUCAGAUUGUUAUCAUGCUUUAUGAGGAUCCUAACAAGGAUCUUUCCUCAGAGGAACGCUUUCAUGUUGAAUUACACUUUAGUCCGGGAGCCAAAGGCUGUGAAGAAGACAAAAAUUUACCAUCUGGUUAUGGAUAUAGACCAGCUUCCAGAGAGAAUGAAGGCAGGAGAUCUUUUAAAAUUGAUAAUGACGACGAACCACAUACUUCUAAAAAAGAUGAGGUCGAUCGAGCUGUAAUAUUGUUUAAACCAAUGGUAUCAGAGCCAAUUCAUAUACACAGGAAGUCUCCACUUCCAAGAUCUAGGAAGAUGACUACAAAUGAAGAAGAGAGCCCCCUGAGUGUGUCUAGCCCAGAGGGUACUGGUACCUGGCUGCAUUAUACCAGUGGUGUGGGUACUGGGCGUCGAAGACGCAGAUCAGGGGAACAAAUCACUUCUUCCCCUGUCUCCCCCAAAUCAUUGGCUUUCACAUCCAGUAUUUUUGGCUCAUGGCAACAGGUCGUAUCUGAAAAUGCUAAUUACCUGCGAACAGCAAGAACUCUUGUGGAACAGAAGCAGAAUCCUACUGUAGGGUCUCACUGUGCGGGCCUGUUUAGCACCUCGGUGCUCGGGGGUUCUUCAAGCGCACCUAACCUACAGGAUUAUGCUCGUACUCAUCGUAAAAAGCUGACCUCUUCUGGCUGCAUAGAUGACGCCACACGCGGUUCUGCUGUUAAAAGGUUUUCUAUCUCAUUUGCUCGACACCCAACCAAUGGCUUUGAAUUGUAUUCCAUGGUGCCAUCUAUUUGUCCUCUAGAAACUCUUCAUAAUGCCCUAUCUUUGAAGCAGGUGGAUGAAUUUCUUGCUUCCAUUGCUUCUCCAUCAAGUGAUGUUCCACGGAAGACCCCCGAAAGUUCUUCUACAGCUUUACGUUCCAGUCCAACAAUGAGAAGGAAAGUAUCUUUAAAUACAUCAAUAGUUUGUUGGUUUCUUUGUUUGUUUUGUAUAGCUACAAGUGGACCUUCUGGUGCAGUUGUUUCUAAUACCUCAUCUCGGAAAAAGAACAUAACUAGCAAAACAGAAAUGCAUGAACACAAAAAAAACACUGGGAAAAAGAAAUGAAAUCUGAGCAGAAGCUGGAACUUCUUAUAAAAAUAACAUGUUCAGUAGAAAAAGACAUGAAACAAACUUUGGCUGAAAACUGUCAAAGCAAGUAAUUUGUGUUUCUCCUUAUGCAUCUCUGCAUUCAUUUAAAAAUGUUUUUAAAUCUAGGGGAUUGAUUGUUUAUAGUCAGGUAAGGAACUUUUGUCAUGAUCUGGAAAUGUUUAAAACAAUAUUAUUACCAUUCUAUGAGCAGCCAAACUUACGGUGAUAAAGGUCAAUUGUCGUUGAUGAGAUGUUUACCAUUUGCCUGUGGUAAAUUAAAGGAACAUAAAACCCCAGCUGUCCUGUACCAAAGUCACACCAGUAAUACUCUGCACUGCAGAGUUUGAUGAGGUAGCCUCUGUAUACAUUUUUGUUUUCAUGGAAUUGCAUCUUAGGUGUAGAAACCUUUAGCUUGGUUUGAAACUUGACAGUCAAGAUUAUAUAUUGGAGACUUUUUAAAAAGUAUAUUUCCAAAGAAAUUACAUUAACCAUUUAGAUUAGA
Propithecus coquereli (Coquerel's sifaka) is the source of this 3510-nucleotide messenger RNA. It is a transcript of the gene PPIP5K2, whose product is annotated as diphosphoinositol pentakisphosphate kinase 2. Gene Ontology annotation, cellular component: cytosol. Gene Ontology annotation, biological process: inositol phosphate biosynthetic process; inositol metabolic process. The transcript has 24 exons. The record is from RefSeq and is a predicted model, not a curated record. NCBI's taxonomy places the organism in Eukaryota, Metazoa, Chordata, Mammalia, Primates, Indriidae. Gene Ontology annotation, molecular function: 5-diphosphoinositol pentakisphosphate 1-kinase activity; inositol hexakisphosphate kinase activity; diphosphoinositol pentakisphosphate kinase activity. The coding region runs from base 39 to 2984 and encodes 981 amino acids.